CGUUGAAGUUUCUCGCAAAAUCCGGGAAAAUCGUGUUCGUAAGAAAGAGGGGAACAUAGCUCUCGGGCAAUCAGCGCGCGAGAAAUCGCUCAGUUAUUGUAAAACUUUUCUUCCUCAUCCACUACUCUGUGAAAGUAGCAAGGUGGUCCCACGAUUUCUGUAUUGGGGUUGUCAAAGUAAGGAAUGCGUGACGGGUCACGUUUUGGUCGCGUAUGUCUAUACUGAAGCCUCCCUGCUCGUAUCUAAACUGCGCGUGCUUUACAGCAGUUCCGUCAAAACUAAACCAUGGUAGCCGUUGCUGUGCAUUUAAAAUGGCACCAAACCUUUCUGUUUCUCUUCCAAACUGUCUUAUUCGUGGCCGACACGACCACUGAUGUACUCACAAGCCUCAAGUACCAAGAACAAGGACACAAAUAUUGGUUUGGAGUAAGCUUAGGGCUGACAGUCAUUAGUAUGGUUGUCCUCUCCAUUUGGUCCAUAAUGGUGAGCACAAGUCGAUUACUCUCAAAGGAAGAGGACUCAGUAGAAGUGGAUAACCCAGACGUCAUAUUCCGCAAUAAUCGUCUGAAUUUCCUCUUAAGUCUUUUAUGCCUAGGACCCCCUCUCCACAGCUUUCAAAUGUUCCUUGUCUGUGCCUCUCGUUUCAAAGAACUGUGGAAGUCCAACACCGGUCUGCUCAUCGAAAAGGAACGCCUGUACUACCUCUAUGUCCACACGCUGAAUUUGAAAAUGGCUGAAGGCUUGCUGGAAGCCGCCCCACAGCUUAUAGUACAGGUCUAUGUUAUGCUGGAAGAAAGGAAAGAUGUCAGUCUGAUCCAGAAGAUAUCGGCGCCGCUCUGUUUGCUUUCGCUUACGUGGAUGAUCACAUCUAUGGAGGCGUUUCGUGAGUUUAAACACUACAACCUCAAACUCGUUCACAAUCUCAUAAUCUUUCUUAGCAACUUAGGAAUCAUCGCAGCGCGAGCACUGGCGAUUGUAUGUUUCACGAUUGCCUUUCGAUGGUGGAUCCUUCUCUUGUUUGGUGUGCAUUUUUUUAUCAUCAACUUCACCGGAUUCGUAUUGUGGCGAUCCAACCGAAAACAGGACAUGCUGGUGUUUAUUUUCGCCUAUUCGCCGCUGUAUCUCUUUGUUUACAGUUCAUAUUAUUUGAAAAAGCUCAGGGGAGAUGCACCUUUUGCUCGAGCUCGACUAGUGGUUGUAACAGUCUCAUGGCAUGUACUAUUUACUUUGGAAAACAUCGGUAUGAUCUUAGCGUAUUAUUUUAGGCGUCAUGAUUCUGAUGAUAAGCUACAGUGGUUUCUGAUCUUUGCUGUUGUUAUCGUUAGCGUUGGAAAUCUUGGAGGGAUACUGUUAAAAUCAUUAUCGUGGUAUUGCUGCUUUCAAAAGGAUGAGGACGAGUAUUUAAAUAUACAAAGGGCUAGCACUCUUAUGGUAACAACCGGCCAUACUAUGAACCGCGUAUGAAGCUGUUCGCGUGACAUACAAGGCCAGGCGGGGCAGACACCUUAGUGCGCAGAGAUAUAGCUUCUUCGUUUAGUUUGAACAUAGAGCAGUUAAUGAUAAUGAAAGUGCCGCUGGAAAAUUGACAGAAAAAGGAAGAAAGAAAGCAAGGAAGUCGCCGCCUCUAGCUAGCUCUAAAGGAAGUUGUUGUUUCGUGAAUAGUCACUUGACAAUCAAAUGAACGACCAGUCCUCCCCCGUUGGGUCAGUAAUGUUUAAUUUUUAGUAUAAAACUUUGAUGUGCAAGUCAGUAUAGUCAGGCUGGUUGUUCUGGCUGAUUUUAUAAAUACACAUCCGUAGAACCCGGUAUUAUUGAUCAGUCAUAUUGACUAAAUUUUUUUACAGUCAAGCCAGGUCAAACGUACCCCCAAGCUCCCUUCACACGCGAGGCAGUUACGAAAUUUCUGCCGACUCAGUUUCCCUGAAUUUGAUGUAAAUGUCUUCUAAGAAAUAUAAUCCAUUCAAAGAUUUUCAAUCUGACCUAAUACAGAGAAGUUCUGGUUAGAUAUUCACUGCUCAUUACUCAUGCAGAAAUGCCGAUUUGAACUUGAUAAAAGAUACAGGAACCAGUAUUAAACGGAUUCACUUUCAUUAAUAGAAUCUUGGGGGUACGCUUGACCUGCUUGUAAUUGCUUGAUUGUAAUUAGCUUUAGGCGAAUUUUUUCGCCGACGUCAAUUCACUUCCAAUACGUGUUUCAGCCGAUAUAUUUUGUAACGUUUUGUUAGUUUCACAAGAGUAUGUAUAUUAGGUUGCAUAAUACUGCUAAAGUAUUUAUGGAGUACUUGUAAGGUGUCUCAAGGGGCUAGUACUCUAUUUAAGGUUUGUUAAGCUAUGCAAGAGCCAUUCGAGGGCAUCUCUGUCAACCCUAGUUUUUUAAUUUUAAUCUACUGUUGUAAUUUUCUCUGAGUUUGUAAAACUGUAAUGUUGUUUUUUGGAGCGCUUUACGCUCGCUUCAUCAAUAAACGAGAGGCCUGCUCCUAUUUUCAAUGUUCUAAGAUAACCAGGGGGCAAAAACAAUUUAAGAGUGAAG
Porites lobata is the source of this 2530-nucleotide messenger RNA. NCBI's taxonomy places the organism in Eukaryota, Metazoa, Cnidaria, Anthozoa, Scleractinia, Poritidae. The record is from the annotation of a GenBank genome assembly.